Molecule: messenger RNA, 15630 nt
Organism: Trichogramma pretiosum
Lineage: Eukaryota; Metazoa; Arthropoda; Insecta; Hymenoptera; Trichogrammatidae
Exons: 10
Coding region: 582-14789 (4735 amino acids)
Source: RefSeq, a predicted model, not a curated record
CAGUGUGUGUGUGUGUCUGUGUCUGUGCUGCGUGUGCCGUAGGGAGGCCAACCAGCAGCAGCAGAGAGAGAGUCGAGUAUUAUACCGAGCUCUGCGACGACUAGCUAGCGUCGGGGCGCGUCCUCGGCUCCUUGUAAUCAACAACAACAGCAGCCCACCACCGCAAAAACAGCGACGCACCGACAACACCGAGUUCGUUCGACGACAAAGUGCAGCGGUAGCUUUUUUUUGGUGCAAAGUAAUGAUCAUGAUAAGUACUAGUGAGUGCAACUUUUGAUUGUGUGCGAAUUCGGAAGUGUUAUAAUAUACCGGCUGUUUGCGAUAGCCGAGUAGACAACGACACAAUCAGCAGCGACGAGAACGAUAGCUUGAGAGGAGAGAGAGCUUCCAACUGUUAAACCGUCGUCGCCCCGUGGAUCGUUCGAUUUUUCAAAACUGUGCAACGUUUCUUCCAACGAGUCCUGCACGAUGCCACUUUGGCCGCUGCGUCACUCGGCAGCGGGUCUCGACGAUGAGCUCGAAGGCCCGUUAAAAGGCCGAACGAGACUGUCAUUACUCUCCUUAGCAUAUAACUAGGAAGUAUGAGGGAACUACCUGGAGAAGCCGACGUAGCUGUGCGCAAAGCGACCGAGGUGUCCGCAGCUGCUCUCAGCGUCUCGAAGAUGGUCGCCUCCACUCACAGUCUCGAUGACUUGAGCCGAGUAAGUCAGCAGCCCGCGAGCCCGAGUCAGCAGCAGCAAGCUCACCACCAUCCGCAUCAGAAUCAUCAUCGACAUCAGAAUCAUCAGCCCUAUCAGCACAGCGGCAGUGGUCAGACGCACGGCACGAGUAGCUGCAAGACCGCCGAGGACAAGCGCAGCCGUCUCAGCAACGUGAUAGCCAAUUUGCGCAAGAAAGUGCCAUCGACGGCGCCGCCGCAGCAGCAGCAACAGCCGCAGGAAGCGAAAAAGUCUCAAAUCGCCUCGGUUGAUGACAUUUGCACGACGAUGACGGUGUUGAACGGUCCCGAGCCCGUGCCCGUCACGGAUCAGCACAAGGAGUCCUCGAAGCUCGACGUGGCGGCAGCAGCUCCGUCGUCGACCAAGGACGAGUCGGGCUCGAACAAGCCGGACGCAGUGGUCGCAACGAUGCAGCCCGAUCAGAGCGCAGAGGUCAAAGGUACGGAGCUUCAGCAGGAGACGACACCACAAGAAAGCAGCGAAGCUCAGCCAGAGGAGGAGAUAAACGAGGUCUGUAAGUCAGUAGUCAGGGACAUACUAGAUCGUCUUGUUGAAGAAUCGGACACGAAGGUCAUGCCGCAUUCGUUCAAAAGUUCUCCAGAAGCCGAGUCCAAAGAAGAAAAGAAGACAGUGCCGGUGGCAAGUAACGGCCCUGUUUCACCCAAAUCGACGACGACGACGACGACGUCGCCGUGUACGGUGGCAAAGACUGGGGUGACAGUGGCAGAUCCGAAAAAAAUCACGGCCACUGCACUACGUGCUAGUCUACAUUGCAGCAUACCAUUAACGAAGGUGGAAGCAUCGUCGUUCAGUAAGCAACUCAUGAACGCGCAAAAGGCGGUGAGGAGGCCAGUCGCCUUGUCGAGAUUGAGCCCGGCCGCCGUCCAGAAGAUCCUCUGCCUCUACUGCGAUCGGAAUUUCGCCACGAUCUCGGUGCGUCAGCGCCACACCGAGCGAAUGCACCGGUGCGCCAGCUCGACCACCGGCCGACGCUCCGAGAGGACGUCGCGCCACAGUCACGGCAGCUCCGUUGGCUCUCGCGCGGCCAGCAACAAAGCCCAGCAGCGUCAGACUUGCCUGCACUGCUCCGAGCAGAAGUCGAGCAAUCUCGAGGGAUUGUUCAAGCACAUGGUCGGCAGCCACAGCGACAAGUACCACGGCUGUCUCGUGUGCAGCACGAGGUACGCGAGCCGCGACGCGCUCACCAGACACGUGAGCGAGAGCCACGCAAAACAGCAGCAAGAGGAGGAGGCCUCGAGCAACCAGUUCGACAAGGCCUUUUAUCGCAGGAUCGUGGGAAAUAUACAAGAAAAUCUCUCGCACUUUAUCGACGGCAGGCUGCAGACCAAAGACUCGAACCAACAGCGUCAGUCGGCGACGACGACGACAGCGACGACAACAACUACGAGCGCAGCGGACGAACGUCCUCUGCGAACGGCCAAUGAGAGCAGUGGCGGUGGCUCGCCGAGGUACGAUCAACUGCCCAUCGACAUUAGCUUGACGGCCGCGGCGCCGGUUUAUGAGCGCGAUUAUCGGCCCAUCGACGCUGACGAAAACUCGAGCGAGAACGCCGAUAAGCCCGGAGUCAGUAAUACUGCCAAGCAACUGCAUCGCAGACGCCUCUCUUUCGAGAAGUUCAACUUCCCGCGCAAAUACGACGGGAAAGGUCAAUCGACCAGUCCAAACGAGGACCUCGACAGGUUCGAUUUGGCGACGCAGUUGAAGUUGCGUAGGCGACAGAAGCUGGCUGGAAUUUCAACUGACUCCGACGACUCUAAGGACGAUGCCUCGGCUGCGAUGGAACAAUUUCACACGCACUGGUUCGGCCGAUCGGUCGUAAUCGGUGGUAACGAGUCAAAAUUCAGCGGAGGAGACUUCCAGUGGACUACUUCAGACGUUAGUGAGACAAAAAUCAAAUUGAACUCUACAGACACAACAGAUCGCGAGUCGAAAACAAGUGGAAGGGAUUUUUCCUCCUCAUCAACGGAAAAUUCGGAUCGUGUAGUGGAGUCAGUUCAAGUUCAGUGCGAUUCUGCAGUGAAUGUGUCGAUCGAGCCGCCGACUGUGUUUAGUAGUGAGUUUCAAAGUUUCAUGAAAGUGCAUAGUGGGCCUCCCGGAAGUAAUGUAAAAAAGAACAUCGAGGAAGAUAAACCGAUUCACGCUGAACUCUCGGGUGAAUGGUCGAGGCCCAGGAUUUACAUAUGCGAGGCCUGUGCUGAUAAAUACGUGACUUUGAAAGAGCUCGAAGAGCACAAACAAAUGGCCCACCCGAACGUCUGGUGCUCGCAUUACGAAUUCUCCGGGGAUCAGCGCGAGUUGUACAAGCACUUGGUCUUCCUGCCGCAGCCUAGCGUGAACAAUCCGCUGAACACCUCGCAGAUUCGUACGCGACAGCAGAGCACGCUGAGCGAAAAAGUCUGCACCAAGUGCCACAAGCAGUACGCGAUCUUGGCGGAGCUGCAUCGACAUAUGCUCGAGUGCGGCGGCGACCAAGUCUGGCUCAGCGGUCUCUUCGGCAACAGCAAGAAAAAGAACAAGUGGCGUCCGUUCGGCAGCCGACGACGACGCAGAGGCAUGAAGCGCAACAUCGAAAAUUCACAGGCGCCCAAGAGCCCGCGCAUGAAGCGUCCCAGGGACCAUAACGCACCGCGAGUUCGGCCGAGUGAUCGUGAAAGCAUUCAAAAAAUGUUGGCCAAUUUGCCAGCUAAAAGGAUCACUAGAACAGUCCUUCAAGGCAGUUCUGCCCGAUCACAAGGCAGAUUACGUAAUACACAAUCAAUGUCAGGUACAGAUAACUCUGCGGAUCGUAUAUCCAGGAGUAAGGCUGCGUUGCGUAACAAAUUGUUGAAGAACGCCAAAUCUUUCCAACGGAAGAAAAAUCUUCGGGAAGAAAAGCAGCUCGCUCGCGAUGAAGAAGACAGAGCGGAAGAAGACGAAGACAGCACAGAGCAAGAAAAAGUUGAAGAAAAUACGGAAAUCAAAAGCUCUAGAUUGCGUGCUUCAACUUCGAAAAAUACUUCUUUGCCACAAUUGCGAGUUACAACGGGCAGGCUUCGCAAUACGACUGUUGAAAAGACACGAAUGAAAUUGAUGACAUCAGACAAAAAACGAAAGCUAAAUAACAUCGAUCUUUCUCAGUUGUCACAGAAUGCACUAAAGGCCAAAUUGCAGCAUCGGACGGUUGAUGGUAAAUUUGCCAAACCUGAUGCGACAAGUAUUAACACCAGAAGACCGACGAAUGAUCCGGCGCGGCAACUUACGCGUUCGAAAUUGCGAACUGCUGCAAAACUCGCCUGGAAAACACACACUUCGAUCCAACGUACCACUCGGCUAAGUGCUGCAAACGCAAAUGCAGCCUUGAGUAAACUUGGAUCCAAGAAGUCUGCGAGAACGACCUCGACUAGUCGCCGUAGCCUCGAAGAGGAUGCGAAUAAAAACGAAAAACCCGAUGAGGAAUCGAGACCAGUUAGUAGAAGUAGGAGAUCGAAGAGAGAAUCAACGGGCGAAGCUGGUGCUUCGGAUAAUACCUCUGUACCCGAAGAAGCAAAAGUCAGAUCAUUAAGGAGAACUUCGGGUGUAGAAACUGAACCAAAGACUAGACGGUCUCUCGCAGAAGCUCUCAAAAAGACAGCCAAGAUUAUUUUGGAGCCCGUUCCAAUAACUUCCGAUGAGGGUGAAAUUUCUUUAGGCAGGAGAAGAAGCAUUUCUAAGGUUACAAAAGCUAAGGAAGUUCAAGAAAUCGUUACUGACAAAAAAUCAGCUAAUGAUUCGACAGCAAAGAAAGAUUCGAAGCGAUCUCAAAAGAAAAAUUCGAAUAAAAAAGCCGUUAAUGAAACCAUAGAGUCUGAUGCGUCGUUAAACGAAGUAGCGUUACAAUUGAAGCUCGAAACAACUCCUGUCAAAAGGAAGUCAUUGAGAAUAAAGGAUAGCGAGGCCAAAGCUGUCGCAGUCGAUUCAGUUGAUAAUUCAGAGAAUGUGAAAAAAAGCAGCGAAGAUGAAACAAUUAAAUCGGCUCCAAGUAAAAAGAAGAAGCAAGCUGCGAAGAGCACAGAAUACGAGCCACCGAUUUCGGGUACUCCGCUCAAAGCUUGUCCGGUACAACCAAAGCAUCCAGCGCAAAUUAAGAUUGAUUUUGGACCUGCACCGGAGUCCGUUAUCGAAGCUCCAGUCACCACUGAGAAUAUUGCUCAGAUUGCAGCGCCUGAAGUAAUCGAUGCCACUACUGCGGAAGAAACUAAUAUUGCAGUGGCAUCGGUGAACGAGGCCAUUCUUACAGUGGAAAAGAGCUUGCAGAACUCGAAUAUAGAACAUCUUCUUCUCGAAUCUUCGAAUUCGAAUAUGGAUAGCGGCAAAGAGAAUUCCACCGACGCAAUUCUAAAAUCGAAGGUAGCUAAGCCUAAAAAAAUCAAAGGCUCAAGAGGAAAAGUUGUAGGAGCGACAAAGCGUUCAUUGAGCAGUGUUAUCGGCAUUUUGACUGAGGGUGUGAACGUACCAAUGGAAAAAAUUGAUACGACCAUCAACGUACUCACGGUCCAGACGAGCAUCGGUAUGGAUGCCAAUAAUACGGAAAAUGCUUGUCAAAGCAGUGGCACGCUCACAGUCGAAAGUAGCAGUGGCGAGAGCACGAGUAAGGCGGCCGAGGCCAAUGUCCCCGCACCUCCAGCACUGGUCCAAGCCAACAGCGCGAAAGUCGAAAAACCGGUCAGCGAAACAAAAGUAGAAGAAACACCGGUGACGCUAAAAAGCACUGAAAUCAGCGCAGUGGAAGAUAAGAGCAAUCUGCCAACAUCCAGUAGACCGCUUCAAAAUGUUCUGGAAAAGAUCUCGUCUCCGAUCGUUGCUGAUCAACCCGCGAACGAUAUAAUUUUAGAUUUAACUAGAAGAAAAUGCAAGGGGAAGGGAUCUUUCUUAGAGAAAAUUGUUUCCAAAAUCGCAAAGCAGAAAGACGUUUUACUCGAUGGUGAAGGCAGUUGUCUCGAUCUCACCUCACGACGCAAUUCAGAUAAUACAAAUGUGCAAACAAGUAAUAGUACAAAAACUGUUGAAACGGCUAAAACUGAAAUUUCAUUCUACAGAAACACAACUGUGAAUUUAGAUAAUAGCUUAAUCGUAAACAAAUCUGUAAAUAAUUUGGAAAGUACUGUUGCGCCAGAUAUUGGCGAACAGAACAGUUUAGUUAAUAAAGCAAGUAGUAAUAAGAAUGAAUAUUCUAAAGUUACCGAAAAAACGCUUGAUAAAUCUAAUACUAUUAAAGUCGACACACAAAAACUCGAAAAAGAGUUGGAUAUUAAUAAGUCUGUAAAUAUUAUCGAACCUAGCAUAGCUGUAGAAAAUUUAAGAAAUACAAAAGAAACAUGUGGUGCAAUUGAAAAAAUCGAUUCUGUGGUCUCUACUGUAAAAUUAGAAACCACAAUUAAUACAAAAUCUGAAACUAGCGCUGAUAUACAGAAAACAGAUGAACAAAGUUUAGAGAAUGUCUUGCCACAGAAGGACACAAUUUUGAACAUACCUAAUGUUAUUGAACAGAAAAAAGAAGAAGAGUUAAUCACUCAGAUAAAUACGCCGAUUAUUGACAGUACAAAAUCGAGCGAGGCAACAGAAAAGCUCGAUGAAGUGUCAAAGGAAAUAAAAUCGGGCAGAAGAAAAAUACACAAUUCUUUGACAGAUUCUGCGAUUUCUACCACGUUGGAUUCCAUAUUAGCUACUUUAGAAAAAAGUAACAAGUCAGUUAAAGUAACUAAAAAAUCAAACGGCAAAACAACUGCACGAAAAAAGAAAACAGACAAAGUCAUACAAUCAGAAAAUGCGAGUAAUGAAAAUAUUUCUUUGGUUAGCGUAGAAAAAUCUCUAAAUGUGAGUAUAGACUUAAGUGUAGAUAAUAAAAUCGAAAAAGAUAUCGACAACAGAGAAAGUGCGAUUACUUUAGGACCAAAUACUAAUAUAACAGAACAAAAUUCAGACAAAGCAGAAACUACAACGACGUCGCCUGAUGAAAUUGUAUCUUCAGUCACUGAACCAAGCUUAAAGAUAGAAUCAGCAGCACAGCCGAGUGAAACAGUGAUUGUUGAAAAAGCAAAUGUACAAAAUCAAACAGAAAAUAAAAAUGUCCAUAAAUCAAAAAAAGGAAAAUCGAAGAAAGCUAAAAAGAAUGAACAGCCUAUCGUUGCAAAGAACGAAUCUAGUAAAGCACAACUGUCAAAAUCUGCGAAAAAGAACUCGAAAAACGAAAAAAGCAUGCUCGAAAGCUCACCUAUCGUGUCUCAAGUUGCAGAAGAAUCAUUUAAAAUUCCCGAAACAAGCGAAGUUCCCAAAGCCUCGUCUAAACGCCAAAAAGCUUUAUACAUUCCUAGUGAUUCAGAAUCAGAAAUAUCCGAAAGCGACCAAACUGAUAUCUCAAUUUCUAGCAACGGUUCAACAUAUCACCCAUUGUCCGAAUCAGAGGAUGAGAUCGUACCGAAACGGACCUCUAAGAGAUGUAGUCAGCGAAUAAAACAGAAUACUAAGUCGACAACUUUGAACGCAAGUAUUAAAGAAACUGAUUUUGAACCAUCUGAGCUCACAACGUCCACGCCUCGACGCUCAAGACGUAAUGUUAGUUCUGACGUUAGCCGUGAUGCUUCCGUUAGUUCAGUUGACGACAUAACAUUUGAAGAUACAAUUCCAAAGCAAGCGGAAAAUAAAAAAAGUAAAAAAGCAACUUCUACAUUAAUAGAGAGUUCUAGUGAAAUUUUACCGUCCGAUGAAGCAGCCAAAGUUGACUUGAUUGAAAGCGAGACCGCUGCUGCUGAAAAUACUGAAAACAUCAAAAAUAAAAAAUUAAAUAACAAAAAAAUCAAAAAAAUAAAUUCAGACGCAGAUGAUUUGUCUGAUUCUACUUUAAUUUCAAAAACGUCAGUUUCAGAAAGUGCACCAGAGAAAAGAACAUCUUUGAGAAAGAAAAACGAACAGGUUAAACUCACAAGUACUGUCGAUGCCUCAGACAGUUCUAAUGAAAUUACAAAUAUCAAAGAGAAAACACGAAGCUCACAAAGAACGAAGAAAAACGUCACAAUAGCUGAAGAUGUAACUGUAAGAGAUGAAGUAACUCAGAAUUCAGAAAUGAUCACAGAAAAUUCCAUCAAUGUCGAUAAUGAAAUCAAUUUAUCUAAAAAAGUUAAGAAAAGUGUGACAUUAGCCGAUGAGCAUACUGUGAUUCCCAGUGAUAAGGAAACAAUUCCAGACAGCUCUGUAAACGAAGAGAAUAUAAUAAAGAAACGUUCAUCGAGUCGUAAGUCAAAGACAAUUAACUCUCAGGAUGGAACUGAAAAAUUAAAUGAUAACGUACUUGAAGACGUUAAAAGUGAUAAUUCAGGGGACAUCCGAAAGAAUGUUAAAAUUAUCAGUGAUAAUAAAUCUGAUGAAAAACUAAAUAAACGCGUUUCGAAUAAAAAGUCAAAAAAAUCUGAAACAUCUUUGACAAAAUCAACCGAUGAUUUAAGCUCGACGUCAAAGGCUGAGACACAAAAAAUUACAGAAGUAAAAUCGGUUGUAAAUGACAAGAAUAAUGCGAAAAAGUCAAUUCCUAAACAAACAUCAAAGAAAAAUGUAUCAUUGGCUGAUGAACGUCUCGAACUUCUCAGUGACAAUGUCAUUCCUGCUAUACCAGAAGCUCAACAUCAGAAAGCAUCUCUAAAUAUAGAAUCGGCACGUGAAUCGCUCGUCAAGGAGCCUGUCAUCGAGCAUAAACGAAACAAUAAAACUAAAGAAGAGAGAAAAAUCGUUCCACUGAACGAGUUUCUUGAACUUAUCGGCAAUGCUCACAUUAUGAAAAAACCCGACCCAAAGAACGAUAAUAAUAUAAAAAAUAAUAAAAAACCGGAACCGCAAGUGAAGUAUUUAGAUAAAGUUAAUGAUCAAAAGCAGAAAUUUAAGAAACCAGAAACAGCAAUUGCCGAAGUAGCCAAAAAGGUAUCAGAUUCUUCUAAAAAUAAAAAGCGCGAUUCAAAAAAGAAAGACAAGAAAAAAUCGCCAUUGGUCGAUGAGCCCGUCAAACCGUUUUCCAAAACUUCUGAUAAUUUAGUAUCUACUGCAAGUGAUAAUCUGAAUAAAUUGGACAGUAGUGAAAACGAUACGAGCAAAGAAAGCAAGCCUAUUUUAAAGAAAAAGAGCAAGAAAAGUGCAAUUCUUACAGAAGAUCAGAUUGAAAUACCAAGUGCCAGAGGAGUGCCCGCGGAGCCUGAACUCGAGGCAGUUGUUGGUGUUGUCGCUGAGAGUGUUAGCAAAUCUCUGAAGCAAGAAGCUUCUGGGGAACCAAACAAAGCAGCCAAAGACACCAUUUAUACAGAGCGCAAAUUAGAAACACAAGAGCUUCCGCAGGAAAACGACAAUAACAUCCAAGGAAAAUCUAAAGAUCUUAUAGUCGAUAAAUUGUUGGUUCAAAUUAAGAAAAAUGAUGAAAAUACCACAAUUUCUGAUAAAGAAAAGGAAAAUACGGUUUUGGAUAAAUCUGCAUCAUCUGAAAAGCAGAUUGAUAAUUCUGAUAACGCUAAAUCAAUCGCUCAAGACACAACACUCGCGAAUAAAAAAGAUACAAAUGAUUAUUCUCUGGGAACAAAAUCUAGCAAAGUUCUCGUUAAUGCGAAAAAACCCAAAUUGACAAAAGAAGAACAAAAAUAUUUAUGCGAUGUUUGCAAUACGCUUUUCACUCGCAGAAGCAGUCUGAACAAACAUAAUACCACUCAGUCGCAUAUGCUUAAACUCAGGCAAAACAAUGCCAAUAAUAGUUCAAAAAUUGAUACUACCAUUAAUUCUGACGAUACAAAUAAUAAACAAAAAGAAUUAUCUUCGGCAGACGACUCUGAUUACGGGGAAAGUAGUAAAAAGAUAAACGAAGAUGAGCCAGUGAGCUUAAUUAAAAACGUUGCGGAUGAGCAGCCCAUUAAUUUAGCCACCAAAAUAGACCUUUCAGAGCCUGUCAAUCUGUGCAUAGACUCAAACAAACGAAAAGUUUGCACAGAAGAAAAAGUAAAAAUCGAUACUGAUAACGCAGUGAUACCAUUAUCCGAGGUCAAACUUCCUCUCAAGUCUCCCGAGGAGGAAUUGGAAGACGAAAUGCUUGACGAAGAGAUUUGUAAAAUUACCGAAAAUAUGAGCCACGAAGAAUAUGUUCUGACAGACCAUGUCAGUCCGGUGGGAACACCUGCAGCCUCGUUACCCGUAGAGGAAGAAAAAAUUGAAACUAGCAAAAACACGUCACAGAAAAAAAGCAAAAAGAAUAAGAAGAAUAAACAUCACGUCGAAAAGCUGGUUGAGCUUGAUACGUCGUCAAAUCAGACUCGCGUCGAUGAUUCUACUUCAAUGGUCGAUGAGUCGAGCAACGCUAACGAAGCGAUUGAAUCUGAUACAGAAAAUAAAAAGAAAACUAGAUCCAAGAGGAGUAGAGACGACGAAGAAGUCAGUACUGUGACUGCUGAAACCAAAAGAGCAUGCCGCAGUGGAAUAAAUUCAAACGUUACUCAGCCCGAAAACUGUCGACCAAGGCGCAAUCGAACAAGACCUAGCUAUAAAGAAGAUGAUGACGAUGAUGACUUCACGAAAAGCUGGAAAAGCGACAAAGAUAAGGUAAAAGUUGCUGAAACAGUCAGCACUAGUUCUGAAAAAGAAUCGACGCCGAAAAAUGCCAACGAUGUUGCUUCUUCCUCUACCGAGAUCGACAAGCCCCAAAGUUCUAAAAAAUCGACUAAAAAAUCAAAACCAGAUACCAGCGAGUUGGACCCUGUUCUACCUGCUUCAAAUUCUGUAAAUAGCGAGGUACCGCGCGAGGAAAAUACCAUCGAAGCGAAAUCAGCGGUUGUUGAAGAUAAUCUUACGCCUGAAGUUAACCGACAAUCGUCGCUCAAGCCAAAAAAAUCUCAAAACAAACGCAAACCACACGUCAAAUCCAGUCAUAAACGCUCCGAUGAAAAACCCGAAACUCCAGCUGCUGUGAGUCUUGCCGAGCAAGAAAUAAACAUUCCUCCAAUAGUCACGAAACUGGCCAUCACUCCGAGCAAAAUCGAUCUUUCAAAUGUCAAUGAGAAAACGGCCAGUGAGAGUUGCAAUGAGCAUCAAGCGGCUCCUUCUAUGCUCACCGAUUUCGAUAGCGACGAAAAUUCACUCGACACCAACAUGUCCAUGGACAUUCAAAAGCUCAUCGACGAUCCAGAAAUGACAAGUGAAAUCGCCUGUAGUAAAGAGCCUGCCGCAAUCAGUUCUCAAAGCGCCAGCGUCGACGUCAUGAAUUUUGAAAAACCCAGAGACUCGACGUCUGAGAUAAUUGAAAGUGCCAAAGAUACCUCUAUUAGCGACGAAACAGGUGCGAAUGAAAAGAAACACCUAUCCAAAAAGUCACACAGAAAAAAACGCAAAGAGACCAAGAUCAGAGCCGAGACCACCACUAGCGAUGUUAGCGAUACCGAAGACGUGUCCAUGAUCGAGAAAAACGAAAGACGCGAGCGAAGUAAAAACAAAAUCGUCGCCAGCGUGUUCGGCAGAACGGGUGAAAAAGUCAAAGAAGUUCCCAGCAGCCGGCAAACGCGACCAGAGAACAACAGUUCAUCGGACAGCGAGUCAGAUGAAUCGUAUGUAGCCCACAGAUCACGUCGUGUUCUCAAAAGAAAGAGAUCCGAAACUACGAGUCGAAGUCGCCAGAGCAAACUUCGCGCCGAAGAACUAAUAUCAAAAGCAUUUAUCGACGACGAUGUUCCAGCGCCUGUCGAUGAACGCAAAUUAAAGCGGACGACGCGAACUUUAUCGAAAGAAAAAAUUAACGAGACCAGUACGUUGGAAAGUACGCCAGAUACUAGUAAAAAGUCGAAUAGCUCUUGGAAUUUAAGUGGGCGGCGAGUUUUCACUGACUACGCCAACAACGAUGGUCAAAGCUCGUCUUCGAGCGACGAGGAGGAGCCUGAAAUUAAGCCAAAAUAUCGUAAAACAUCGAGCCAUGUGAAUUUUGAAAACGAAGCAAGUUCCGCAGCAAACGUUGCCGAGGAUAAUACCUCGGACGCUAACGAAGCCGAUCAACAACCCAAUCCAUCGUCCACAGUCUCAAAAAAUGAUGCAGACCUGCUUUACGAAUGUUAUACAAUGUUUGUUCGUCCCGAUGUUUCCAACACUCACAAUGACCAGGUAAAGGCUGUACCAUUCGCCAAUCUUCUGUUAUCAGUCGAUAAGCUGCUUGGUGAGCCGGACAACGAAGUACGCGACCGAGCUUACAACUACAAACAUCGUCAAAAUCAACGUCGAAGUCUGAACAUGAUCGAAAACUCCGCUCAUGGGUCCGAUUACCAAAAGGAGAACGAUGACAGUCUUGAUGUGGCAUUUGAAUAUAAUAUUAAAUUGCGUGAUGAAAUUGAGUUGCGCAUGCGAGAGGGUGAUGGUCAAAAUCUAUUGGCAGCGUCGUCUAGCUUCAAAUCCAACGAACAAGAAUAUGAAAGUGAUCAAUCGGAUAGAGGCAACGACCAACCCAAACCAGAAAUGAGUUGCUCGAUUAGUCUUCUUGCUGAAGUAGCAUGUGCUCAAGCAUCGGAAUCGAACACUCCAACUGUCUUUGAUCGACCCCUAAAUGACUCUCCUAAUCAAAGAAUUUCCAAUGCAAAUGUAUCAGUCGAGCACAACAAGGGUCAUCAGCCUGAUAAUCAAGAUGGUGAAGCUAGGUCCUUUGGCGCUAUUGAAAAAUCACGACAUGACGGUAAAAUAACAAAUAAGGGUCGCAAUAUUCCAUUGAUUCGUUCAAGUCAAUUCCAAGGAGGUAUGGCUGAGCGUAGGAAAAGACUAGACAUCUUGAAAAAUAAAUCAUGGAAUGAGCAUGACAAAUCAACAAAGGACGUUUAUGACUUUGACGAAGAUAGCGCCAGUGGAACGGAACCAUCUUCCCUUCGCGUGUCUGAUUUGGUUUCGAGAACCAUCGACAACACCUUAUCCAAUGCCUCAAACGUCCAAGCUUACAGCAAUAAUCUUCAAAGUUUGAUAGAUGAUAAAUUCCGAAAUGCUGAGCUGGUCAGAAACGAAUUGGCCAAAUCGGAAGCGAUCGAUCACAAAAAAGUUAUAGGACCGAUGGACGAAUUUAUAGAGAGACGGAAGAAACGUCCAUCAGGCGAACAGCCCAAUUCUUCGAGUCGAAAUUCCAACAAAUCCAACAACAAGCGUAAAAGUGGAAAAAGUGCCAAAAAAAAAUCUCGCAACGCAUGGUACGAAAAUGACAGCUCGGACGAGUACGUAACGAAACUCAAGGCUGAUGACAUUGGAGUGGGGAUUUCAAAAAGCCAGAGAACCUGUUCGAAGGGAAAACAAAAUCUAUUUGCCGAGAUGUCAUCAACUUCGUCAGAGAGCGAGCCUGAACAACUUGAAGACAAUUUGGACGAUCAAAGGAUCAAAACUAAAAAAUCAACAACUAGUAACACCACAAAAAAGAGAGAUCGAAGUAAGACUUCAAAAAAAACUAUUCUCCCAGAAAACCAAACAAUGGCAAAAAAUUGGGAGGAUGGAGAUGACGUAAAUAAAACAGCCAGUUCAGCAUUAGACCUUGAUUCGUGUAAAAAAUCUGAAUCUGAACUAUCUGAUCAUCCUUUGGUAAUUGAUGAAAGUCACAGAGAAAUAAAUGAAACCGAACUACGCACUAACAGUGAUGCUGAAACUGAAGAACGAGCAGUUGAACUUGAUGAUUGGUACCGAGAAGAUAGUUCAGUUCCAGAUUCUGAAAAUGAAAAUUUAACUGAAGAAAAAUCGGAUAAAUUGAUAUCAGAAAAUAAAAAUACUAACUCAGAACAAUACAUUUCUGUCGAAGAUGCGCUGAAAAUUCUCGACCUGCAACAAGAGGAGUCGAAAAAACCUAAAAACAAGCGGAGCUCGCCGAAAGAAAAUAAAAAGAAAAUGAAAAAAUCGCCUGUACUACCGGAAAAACAAUCAAACAGCGAAAAAGGAGACCUCGAGAACUUACCUUUGCACGUCUUUUUGAAUCGCAAAGUCCAAGAGUCAAAGAAACGCAAAGAAGUAAAAAACCAAAAACGAGAGCAAAAUUUGUCCGAGGAAGAGCAAGCCCACGAGGAACAAUCGCCACCCGAAAUACCACCGGCUAGGCGUCAGCGCAAAUGUGCCGUUGGUAAGCAAGGCUUACUCGCGGAAAUCAGUAGUUCCGACGACGAGUCCGAUCGCGAAUAUCAUCGUAGCCAUGGCAAGGCUCGUCUACGCGAGAGCAGAGAGAAGCGAAAAGAGCGAUCGAUCGAGAAAAAGCAUGAAUUAAUGUUUGCCAAAGAGCAAAAAGCAAUUGAAGAAUCCAUCAUGCGCGAGCUGGAGGAAAAACGGUUGAGCGCGGCCAGCGAAGCCUCCGGUACCGACGAUUACAAGGAGGAUAAGAAAGAACAGGCUCAAGCUAAAGAUACCGCUAAAUCUAGUCCCGCGAAAAAAACACCUCAACCAAAACCGAAGCUCGAAGAAACCGAUGAUAGCCUCAAACAGGCAUCCUCUACACAGAAAAAACGCAAAGCUGCCAGUAACAAAUCAUCAAAAUCUAAGUCAACAAAAGAGCCUAAGAUCUCGUCGAUUAAAGAAACCCAGUCAGACAAGGAAUUCAAAGACGAGGACGAUGAGCUCAAAGCUAAACGCUCUUGGAACAACGUGGACGCAGAUGUUGGCAUUGCUAUUGGUCGUCGGAAGCGCGUUGCAACCAGGCAACUUUAUUACUGGUCUACCACCAGUUCAAGCGACGAUGAAAAAGCCGAGGCAACUUCAACCGCAGUGUCUGUCGCUCCGGAUGUCCCGGCUCCAGACGUUGGCCCCGAGGACGAAUGUCCCGAGCAACACGGUUGGAUCGUCGGGCACUCGCACAAACAAAUGAUCACGAUGCUGGCCAUGGAGAAACAGAUGAAAGAGAAGCGCCGGCGAAGCGAGGACGAGGAUCAGGCCUUGAAUCUCAGCACCCAAAGUGCGACAACAUCUUUGAUGGUUCCUGUAGCCGAUACCGCUACCGCUUCCUCUUUUUCACCUAGUGGUGGCAACGCGACGAGCGCCAAUAAGUCUGUCAAGGCUAAGAAGCACCGGAGCAGUGCUAAUUGAUACGUCUUUCAUGAUUAAAAACUUUGAACAGUUUUAUUACAUUGCGAACCCAUAUGUGAUUAUUAGCUUUUCUUUCAAUUGCAAUAAUUGGUAAUUGUGUAUUUUAGCCUAGCCGAUCGAGAUUUUUUUUACUUAUGUAAGUUGUAGAUAUUUAGCUUACGGGCUUGAUUCGUUUAAUAACGAUGCAAUAUAUAUACGAGUUUUCGACGAAUUAAUCAUAUGUUUUGAAUGAAGUAGUCGCGAAUAUUAAAAAAAUUUGACUGGUGUUAAUUGUAUAAUGUGAAAAAACGAAUAUCUAGUGUUUAUAAAUAUAUAAUGUAUGUAAUAAAAUUACGCGACUGAGGGUGGAAAUUUAACAUAGGUAACGAAACUUUAUUGCGAAUUAUAUAAAGUGUUUGUAUUUGAAAUAUGAGUUUAAUAUAGUAGGGUAUGCAGUUUAAAAGUAAAAACCGCCCCGUGCUGGAGAAUGUAAUUUAUAUGCUUAUCCCCAGCUCGUGUGUUUUUCAAUGAUUCUGUAAUUUUCUUACGGAUGAUCGAUCUGUGUUAAAGUUGUCGCUCCGAACUACCGCAACAUUAAGCAGCUAUAGAGUAGUUUGAAAUCAUUUCAUUCAUUUUCCCAAUUUAAAAUGUGAUAGAAUUAAUUUUUCUCAUUAAUAUAUUAAUGCGAAUAUCGUAAACGUGUGAAAAAUUUUGAAUUAUAUCAAAACUUCUAACGUAUUUAUAAUUGCAAAUUAUAACACAAUACUGCCAUCGAGCUCUUGCAAACAGUGCUUAUGACUUUACCAAUAAUGUUGAUGAAAUAAUUUUUUAAUUUUUUUGUAUUUAUAAAUAUUUAUCGAUA